This is a messenger RNA of Cyphomyrmex costatus, 1088 nucleotides long. It is a transcript of the gene Fib, whose product is annotated as rRNA 2'-O-methyltransferase fibrillarin. Gene Ontology annotation, cellular component: Cajal body; nucleolus; small-subunit processome. Gene Ontology annotation, biological process: box C/D sno(s)RNA 3'-end processing; rRNA methylation. Gene Ontology annotation, molecular function: rRNA methyltransferase activity; histone H2AQ104 methyltransferase activity; RNA binding. The transcript has 5 exons. The record is from RefSeq and is a predicted model, not a curated record. NCBI's taxonomy places the organism in Eukaryota, Metazoa, Arthropoda, Insecta, Hymenoptera, Formicidae. The coding region runs from base 153 to 1088 and encodes 311 amino acids.
CCGUGCGUUGUGCGUUUCUUUCAAUCUUUUCUUGUGCAACGUGUAUAUCUGAACACACGUGCUCUCAGACAAGAGAUAACGUCUGAACUCUGAAGCAAUUUCGUGUUGAGGUCGUUGAGGAGCAGCCGAACACGCGUUUGCACAUAUCUGUUAUGGGUAAACCAGCAUUUUCACCAGGUAGAGGAGCAGGCCGUGGAGGUGGUCGCGGUGGUGGCCGUGGAGGAGGCAGAUCAAGCUUUGGCGAAAGUCGUGGAGGUUUUAGGGGUGGAAGAGGCGGUGGUGGACGUGGAGGACGAGGUGGUGGAUUCCGAGGAGGAAGAGCAAGUGGUGGUGGUGGAGGUGGUUUUAAAGGAGGAAAGAAUGUGAUAAUAGAACCACAUCGCCAUGAGGGAGUAUUCAUAGCCCGAGGAAAGGAAGAUGCAUUAGUAACCUUGAGCUUAGUACCAGGGGUAGCGGUAUAUGGAGAAAAAAGAAUUAGCAUCGAGUCUGACAAACCCGGUGAAAAGGGUGAGAAGAUAGAAUAUAGAGUAUGGAAUCCAUUUCGAUCUAAGUUAUCUGCUGCUAUUCUCGGAGGUGUUGAUAAAAUUUACAUGUCACCAGGAAGCAAAGUAUUAUAUCUAGGCGCAGCAUCAGGUACCACUGUGUCUCAUGUCGCCGACAUAGUUGGCCCGGAAGGAACUGUGUUUGCAGUGGAAUUCUCCCAUCGAACGGGGAGAGAUUUAAUUGAUGUUGCUAAAAGAAGGAGCAACAUCAUACCUAUAGUCGAAGAUGCGAGACACCCUCACAAGUACAGAAUGCUUGUAGGGAUGGUAGAUACCAUAUUUUCGGAUGUUGCGCAACCGGACCAGGCGAGAAUUGUUUCACUAAAUGCGCAAAAUUUCCUAAAGAACGGCGGACAUUUUGUCAUUUCUAUUAAAGCAAGUUGCAUAGACUCGCUCGCUCUACCUGAAGCGGUAUUUGCAGCAGAAGUGAAAAAAUUAUCUGCCGACAAUUUGAAACCACAAGAGCAAAUAACACUCGAACCAUAUGAAAGAGAUCACGCUGUUGUAGUGGGAGUUUAUAGACCACCACCGAAGAAGACUACCUAA